GUUCACCUGUCCUGCAUGCAGUCCCGAAAUGCUUGCAGUGUGUGUGGACGGCAAUCGCAAACACUACCGAUUCAGGACUGCAGCACGAUCUGAAGAACAGCCGGUGUUUGACGACAUCUUCAUUGCAAAGGAUGACGAUGUCGCAAACUUCGUCCACGACAUCCAAAGCAAAACAAAACAUGCUUCAGGUAGGGGUAUUUGUGGAGGAGAGUGGUCGGCUGCCAGAGAGACCUCCCAAAGAUCUGCCAGCAAGCUGGAUGAGGAGGGACUGGAAAUAGCUGUCUGUCGACAUGGCGUGCUGCUUUCUGCCCUCAACAUGUACAGGGGAGAAAUAUUUGCAUACCCGCUGUUUUUGCAAAAUAAGCUGGCUGUUAAAAGUGCCAGAGCUACAGCCCCUCCUCAGCAUGAAACCCUUUCUUUCCGUGCUUCAUGCCAAAGCUCAUGACUUGAAAUGUGAAGUGAAAUGGAGUGGAGCUUAUCAGGAGGGGGCUGGAUUAACUCUGGGAGAAGAGGUGGAGCAAGUGAAUGCCUUCCUGUCUCGUAUAGCUGUGACGACAAAACACAUGUCGAAAGCGGGACGCAGAGACAUGCUGACAUUAUUAUCUAUGCGCUGGAAUCAGCAGAAGAAGAAGAACCUGGCCUCUUCUCUGUCCCACAGAUAUCUGAAAGCCACAAAAGUUCUGGAGGAAAAGUUGCAGAAACUGGAGUCUGUGAAGGCAGAGUUGUCAGUGACUGACAGCCAGUUGGAGGACUGGGUCAGUGAUGUAAGGGAGUGGGCAGAAGCAACAUCUACCAACACAAAUGAGGCUUCUGCCUUGGCCAACAAUAUUGAGGUGCUGGUGGCUGGCAUCAAGAGACGCUCGCAUCGUCUUUAUAUGGACACAGACAGCAACAAAGGGCGAGCCAAAAUCCGCAGCAAGAUCAGGAAGGAGAAAGGGAUCCUGACCUCCUUGAUUGACAGGUACAACGAAAUGGUUCCAAGCACAGAAAGUCUCUGUCUGGAAACCAUCCUGUCUGAAGAUGCAGCAUGGCCAUGGCAGCUGCCACAUAGUGACUCUGUCGACUUCAGGAAAAAAAGAGCGGUGUUUGACCUCGUACAGUCAAUAAGGAGACUGCAGGAGGAGACCAAGGUACUGACCACAGAGAUGAAUCGGCACUGGAAGUCACUUUCAUCGCAGGGGAAUUCCCUGAAAGAAGUGUCCAGUGCAACAAUGCAAGAUUCACCAUGGAACCUCAGUGCAGAUGGGCAGAAAGGUCUGCAAAGCAUUCUGAAACGAAAGCAGCAAGACACUACAGAAAUGAUGGCUGGUGUGAAGACGAAAUAUUUUCAUACAUUGACAGGAGGAGAGGUCAAUUUUCUGGACAGUCUAUCUGACUUUUCUGACAGUGACUCUGAAUUCUCUGACAGUUAGCCAGGAUACAUUUUGUGGUGUAGUUGAUAGGGAUGUACCGAUCCAUUCCACCC
Messenger RNA from Melanotaenia boesemani (Boeseman's rainbowfish), 1465 nucleotides. RefSeq lists its product as uncharacterized. The transcript is spliced from 10 exons. Lineage: Eukaryota; Metazoa; Chordata; Actinopteri; Atheriniformes; Melanotaeniidae. The coding region runs from base 291 to 1412 and encodes 373 amino acids. The record is from RefSeq and is a predicted model, not a curated record.